Messenger RNA from Austrofundulus limnaeus, 2299 nucleotides. Its product is annotated as core histone macro-H2A.1. Lineage: Eukaryota; Metazoa; Chordata; Actinopteri; Cyprinodontiformes; Rivulidae. The record is from RefSeq and is a predicted model, not a curated record. Gene Ontology annotation, molecular function: protein heterodimerization activity; DNA binding; structural constituent of chromatin. Gene Ontology annotation, cellular component: nucleosome.
ACUCAGCGGUCCAGCUCCGCGGGCACCAGCCACGGCUCGCGCCGAUCCUUCAGCUCGCUGUGGAUUGUGGGAGUCGGGGACACUGCCCAGGCUUGUUACCGGGAGAACAGGGGGGAAUUUCCGCUCUGCUGUUUUUAGCUUGCCACUGGUUACAUUUUCAGCACUAUGUCCAGUCGAGGAGGUAAGAAGAAGUCAACGAAGACCUCCCGGUCUACCAAGGCUGGGGUCAUCUUUCCCGUGGGGCGCAUGCUGCGUUAUAUCAAGAGGGGCUUACCCAAAUAUCGCAUCGGAGUGGGAGCGCCUGUCUACUUGGCUGCUGUCCUUGAGUACCUGACUGCGGAGAUCCUGGAGUUGGCAGGAAAUGCAGCAAGAGACAACAAAAAGGGUCGUGUAACACCACGACACAUCCUGCUGGCCAUUGCCAACGACGAGGAGCUGAACCAGUUGCUGAAAGGCGUGACCAUCGCAGCGGGUGGAGUUCUGCCCAACAUCCAUCCCGAGCUGCUGGCCAAGAAGAGGGGAGCAAAGGGCAAGCUGGAAACUCCCGUUUCACCCGCUCCCGAGAAGAAACCUAAGACGGUUAAGAAAACAGCCACUAAGAAAAUGACUGGGAAGAAGGCAGGAGGGAAGGCUAAGAAGCAGGGUGAGGUGAGCAAGGCAGCGUCAGCAGACAGCACCACAGAGGGCUCUCCAGCCGACAGCUUCACUGUGCUCUCCACAAAGAGUCUCUUCCUGGGUCAGAAGCUCAACCUCAUCCACAGCGAGGUCAGUAACCUGGCUGGUUUUGACGUGGACGGGGUCAUCAACCCCACCAAUACUGAACUCGAACUUAAAGAUGAUCUAGGCUCUGCUCUAGAGAAGAAGGGAGGGAAGGAGUUCACUGAAGCUCUGCAGGAGCUGAAGAAGAAAAACGGUCCUCUGGAGGUGGCUGGCGGAACGGUUUUCCGAAGCAGACGGCGGCUCAGCUCAUCCUCAAGGCCAUUUCCAGCUACUUUGUCGCCACCAUGUCUUCCACCAUCAAGACCGUCUACUUUGUGCUUUUUGACAGCGAGAGCAUCGGCAUCUACGUGCAGGAAAUGGCCAAGCUGGAGACGAGUUAAAGACCGGGACGUUCUCCUCCUCCCUGCCUCCUUUGUUUGUUUGUUUUGUUUGUUUUUUUGCCUGCAAGAAGAGAGGAAGUUGUUUACAGGUAAUUUAUUAGAAAUGAAGAAAAACAAAAAAAAGAAGAAUUAUAAAGGCCGGGAACUUGAUUUUUGCAUUAACUCUUGUUUUUAAUUUCUUAAUUCCUUUUUACACCUGGUGUUAAAACGUAGCUGUGUGCUGAUCGUUCUGCGGUCUUUUAACUCGAGACACAAUCAGCAAUUAAAUUUAGGUUCUAUAUGAUUAAAAAAAAGUUAUGAGACAUUGCUGCACCUCAAUUACAAGGCUUCAGGAGAAGUCUGAUAAUACGGGUUAAUGCAUGUAAAGAUAAGAAAAACAGCUAUUUCUCUUUGAGCUCAGUAUCACACUACAUUUACCUGUGUGUCGUACUUUUUGGUAUCGCUUUGGAAAAUCUGUUGUACUGUAUAAUGAAAAGGUAAAGUUGGUCUUUAGGAGACUUGAGUUUAAGUGUAAUAGAAAGAGUUUUUGUGUUGUGUGUUGAAAAUUUCUCUGUUUGCCUUUGUUUAGACGGGCAAAAGUAUUUUCAGAGUGCUGCAAAAAUCUUGAAUAUCUAUAAAAAAAAGAACAAGUGCAAUGGAAACGCCAGCAUUGUGUUGUUGUUAACAACAUAAAUCAAUCAGUUUAUGGUAAUUAACAGGAGAUUGGAGGUUUUUGCAGAGCACCUAUUGUUUCUCUUGUGUGUUCCUGUAAGUGUUCAUAUAGAUGGGAGUAUUUGUGAAACAUUAUGGCAAAAAAUCAGUAGCAGAAUUCAGUUUCUUUUAUGAAUUUACGACAAACGGCACAAUAUUUGUGUGUUGGGUUUGGUAUUUUUAUUUUUUUCUUCUUCUGCCAUAAAGAAUUUGUACUUUAAUAUUGUUGAAAAUGGAGAUUCUGUUGUUUUCUUCAGCCACCAGCAGAUGGCGCUGUGAGCUCAAACAUUGGGCCUCAGAAACACGCUGGUCGAUUUGAGUUGGAUUUGAAAAACGAUGGACACAAAACACRAACGAACAGGAUUGUUCUGCUGCAUUUGGACUUUUCAACAGCCUAACUUUCUUAUGAGAAAACUAAAUUGUAAAUUGCUUUAUAAUAAAAUAAUUGCUAUAAUUGAUGAUUCUACAAAACGUCUGUAUACACUCCGGUAAUAAAAUAUAUUUGAAAA